Messenger RNA from Brassica napus (rape), 1446 nucleotides. RefSeq lists its product as uncharacterized. The record is from RefSeq and is a predicted model, not a curated record. Bases 1 to 1446 code for a protein of 481 amino acids. The transcript is spliced from 2 exons. NCBI's taxonomy places the organism in Eukaryota, Viridiplantae, Streptophyta, Magnoliopsida, Brassicales, Brassicaceae.
AUGGUGAGUUACAAUGGCAGCGUCAAUGGCUAUUUCAAAGGAAAAAGAGGUUUGAGGCAGGGAGAUCCUUUAUCUCCCUACUUAUUUGUUAUUGCAAUGAACUUCUUAUCGCUAAUGCUCAAAAAAGCGGCUGCAGAUAACAAGUUUAAGUACCAUUAUAAGUGUAAGGAGACAAAGCUCACCCAUCUAUCAUUCGCUGAUGACCUGUUGAUCUUCAUAGAUGGUUCUAUGGAGUCAGUCCAACAUGUGCUUAUGGUGCUCCGCGAAUUUGAGCUUCGAUCAGGCCUGAAAGUCAGCAUGGAGAAGACAAGUUUUUUUGCAUCAGGUCUCACGGAACAGGAGUCACAAUUAAUCCAAGCCACAACUGGAAUGCACAUGGGAUCAUUACCUGUUAGAUAUCUGGGUGUCUCGCUAGACUCCAAGAAGCUGAGCCUCACCAGCGCUGAACCGCUUCUUCACCAGAUAAAAGCGAAAUUCUCCUCUUGUGGCUCAGUGUGGGUUGCGUGGUUCAAAGAAGUAAUCCUCAAGGGCUCUAUCUCGAACUACUGGACAACAAAGCCUAGCUCCUCUUUCUCCUGGUUAGCAAACAAACUCUUAAAGCUCAAGGACACGGUCUUCCCUCUCAUCAAACUGCGAAUUCAGAAUGGUCUCUCAGCCCGCUUCUGGUUUGACAACUGGUCACCUUUUGGGAAACUAUACGACUAUCUCAAAGGAUCAUCCUCGCGCCUUGGAAUCUCUCUCAAUGCAACUGUGGGAUCUUUGAUCACCAAUGGAAGAUGGCGCAUCCCCCCUGCACGAUCAGAGGAGCAGCUACAGUUACAAACUUAUCUAACAACUCUACAACUCAAUGGGGAACCGGACUACUAUGAAUGGGAAUUGGGAGCUCCUACCGCUUCUAGAUAUUCUACUGGUGAGACUUAUAAUUACCUUAGGCCCCAGAGGCCGCGAGUGAGAUGGGUUGAUGUGGUUUGGACGAAACGUGGGAUCCCUAGGCAUAACUUCCAUCUCUGGCUGGUGCUUCAAGACAGGAUCCCAACGCGUGAUAGGCUUAUCAGCUGGGGAUUGCAAGUGAGCCCUUCAUGCCUUCUAUGUAACGCCGCAAAUGAAUCACGCGAUCACCCCUUCCAAGACUGCUCCUUCAGCUUUAAUCUGUGGACUCAACUUGCUAGGAAACUCCGACUAUCACCGCUCAGGAACUGGGAUGCUACGCUAGGUCAAAUGAUCGCUCUACCUAAAGGUAAACCCCCAACUCUGCUCUCCUAUCUAGCGUGGCAAGCUAUGAUCUAUUGGUUAUGGAAUGAGAGGAAUGCGAGACUACACUCAAACACCUUCCGCUCGGUCGACACCAUCUACACCACUAUCUAUCGCCAACUGAAGAACAAGAUUCAGAGCUUCAGACCUUCGAACCCAACGAUGUCUUCAGCGAUGAUGCAACUUUGGAUCUAA